Fraxinus pennsylvanica is the source of this 600-nucleotide messenger RNA. Lineage: Eukaryota; Viridiplantae; Streptophyta; Magnoliopsida; Lamiales; Oleaceae. The record is from the annotation of a GenBank genome assembly.
AUGGUAAAGUUGGGAUACGUGCUCCUAUUGAUUUUCGGCACCAUCUUUGCCAUAAUAUUACUGGCCGGAUCAAUCACCAUAGGGAAGCUCGUGUUUCCCCGCCACCACCUGCCGACCCCGAGUAAUUACACAGUGGAACUACACAAGGCGCUCAUGUUCUUCGACGCCCAACGCUCUGGAAGAUUACCAGGGAAGAAUAACGUGUCACAGAAGGGAGAUUCUGGCUUAGAUGACGGGCAAUCUAAAAGUUCAUCAAUCAUCAAAAUUUCAUCAGGCGGAUAUUAUUAUGUCGGGGAUGCGAUCAAGUUCAAUUUCCCGACGUCUUUUGCUAUGACUACGUUUAGUUGGAGCGCGAUCGAAUACAGUGCCAAGUAUGAAGCUGAUGGAAAACUAGCACAUGUUAAAGAUAUUAUUAAAUGGGGCACUGAUUAUUUCCACAAGACUUUUGAUUUUACCCCCCGUUCUAUAGAUCGUAUUGUGCUGCAGGUUGGAGAUGGGGAUACUAGUGGAGGUCUAUCCCCAAAUGAUCGAUACUGUUGGACACGUCCGAGGACAUCGAUUUUGAUCGUCCCGUUACCAAGUGGAAGCAAUGUCCUUUAA